This is a messenger RNA of Dicentrarchus labrax (European seabass), 595 nucleotides long. RefSeq names its product mitochondrial ribosomal protein L21 (gene mrpl21). Gene Ontology annotation, molecular function: structural constituent of ribosome. Gene Ontology annotation, cellular component: mitochondrial large ribosomal subunit; ribosome. The transcript has a single exon. The coding region runs from base 32 to 595 and encodes 187 amino acids. NCBI's taxonomy places the organism in Eukaryota, Metazoa, Chordata, Actinopteri, Moronidae. The record is from RefSeq and is a predicted model, not a curated record.
CGCGGUGCCAGCCCCAGUAUUUCCUGUCAAGAUGGCGCUGUGCAGAGGAGCGGGCCUGUGGAGGACAUGCAGCAUGUUGUUCCCCGGUGCUGUCCGAACCCAGAGCUCUGUGAGCGGGGACGUGGUGCCGCGGACCUCCCUGUCCAGGCCGCCGUGGCCGGACCCGGUUCCGUUCAGUGAGGAGGAGGAGCGGAGCCGCCACGCUGCGGUCGUCGGUACCGUGAACCGGCGGAUCGAGCAGCGGGACUUCGGCCGGCUGUUCGCCGUCGUGCACUUCGCCGGCCGCCAGUGGAAGGUCACCGCCGAGGACCUGGUUCUGCUGGAGAACCACAUCGCGGCGGGCUGCGGGGAGCGGAUCCGGAUGGAGAAGGUUCUGCUGGUCGGCGCGGAGGACUUCACCCUGAUCGGGAGGCCGCUGCUGGGGAGGGACCUGGUCCGGGUCGAGGCCACCGUCAUCGAGAGGACCGAGUCCUGGCCCAAAGUGCACAUGAGGUUCUGGAAGAGGCACCGGUACCAGCGCAAGAAGAUCAUCAUCCAACCUCAGACGGUGCUGAGGGUCAACAGCAUCCAGCUGGCCCCCACACUGAGCUCAUGA